Molecule: messenger RNA, 1176 nt
Organism: Closterium sp. Naga37s-1
Lineage: Eukaryota; Viridiplantae; Streptophyta; Zygnematophyceae; Desmidiales; Closteriaceae
Source: the annotation of a GenBank genome assembly
AUGGCGCGUGUCGUUCCUCAAGCCGCUCUUCGCGCCGCGUCGCACGCCCGCUUGCUUGUAGCGUUCGUGUCGCUCCUCGCUCUGCUCCCCGCGGCUCGCAUCGGGUGCCACGCGUGGGGCCACGUCGGCCACGCGUUCACCUGCGCCAUCGCACAGGCAUUGUUAACGGACGAGGCAGCAGCAGCAGUGGCGGCGCUGCUCCCACCGGUCGCUAAGGGCAGCCUCCCUGCCGUGUGCUCGUGGGCUGAUGUGAUUGGGCACACCAAGGGGUGGGCGUGGUCCGCGCCUCUGCACUACAUUGAUACCCCUGACUUCGCAUGCUCGUACGAUGAACGCCGCGAUUGCGCCUUCGCCCAUCACCCCGGUGUGUGCGUGGCCAACGCAAUCAUCAACUACACCUCCCAGCUCCUCACCUACUCACCCCAUUCCUCUGCCCAAUCUGCAACUCCACUCAAGCCUGCCGGUCUCCUUAAAUCCCCUCACCGGCGUAGUCUUCUUCUCAGAGGGGUGAAUGAGGCAGACGCUGCUGUGCUUGGGGGGGCUGGGGAGGAGGGAGAAGGGAAAGAGGGAGUACCGGAGGUGGGCCAAGGGGAAGAGGAGUUGGUGCGGGUGGUAAGGGGAGUGGUGCGAGAUGGGGCAAGAAAAGCUGCUCAUGCUUCAAUCAUUGCUGCUGCGGUUCCUGCCAGGCAGAAAGAAGCUGUGGGUGUGGCUUCUGAGUUGGCUCAAAAGUCUCCUGCUAGGCAGGAAGAAGCAGUGGAUGUGGGGUCCAUUAAACGCUACAACCUCACACAGGCGCUCAUGUUCCUCGCGCACUUUGCGGGGGACAUUCACCAGCCUCUGCACGUGGGAUUCACAUCUGAUCUGGGCGGCAACAGGGUGCAUGUGACAUGGUUCAAGAGGAAGACCAACCUGCAUGCGGUGUGGGACAGCUUUAUCAUAGAUUCGGCCAUCCACCUGCGCUACAACGGCAGCAGCACCGCCAUGCUGCAUCACAUCGCCCACCAACUCGCCUCAGACUGGCGCCCCCUCAUCCCUGCCUGGGCCUCCUGCCCUGGAGACGUUCUUUCUCGUGCUGCUGCUGCUGCUGCUGCUGCUAGUGCUUCUGGUGUUUCUGAUGAUGCUCAAAUCUCAUCGCAUCUUUCUCCUGCUGAAGCUGCUGCCUGCCCAGCUGUGUAA